CACAACAGUCGAAGAAAAUCGCAACCACAUCACGUUCGCGUUCGGUCUUCCGAAAAAUUUUCGACGGGAUUACUGUGCACGCCCGUUAACGUGUCGCACACAUCGUCUUGAUCGUUUCGCACGAGGUUUAGUUCGGAGUAUCGCAAAAUUCGCAGCACCGUGUCGCCACAUCAAUGUACCGUAGAUAUUUGGAAAAUCAUCGUCGCGUGCUCGUCUACCUGCCCCGGUUGCUACCGUAGCCCUAUAGAGUCCCGUCGCCGAGCCCCGGCCACCAUGCGUAGCUCGUGACGUUAGCUCAGCGGCUUAUUGCGCUCUCGGACUCCAACCGUCGUCCGGGUCCUUCGUACCCCGUACCUGUACACACCGCUACGAAAUCACAAGAUAUUUGAAUUGCAUGAUGGUUUGCAGAUAUAAAAGAAAUGAAAAUCACUGGAACCAUUUUAAUCGAUUUUUAUGUAUCAUUAUCAUAUUGACGCACGGGAACCUGGCGGCCGCGCAAGCGGACAGGAACGACUGCGGCGGCAAAACGUACAGCACGUGCACCGGGUGCGUGAGCGACGCGACCGUGCCGAAGUACCAGUGGUCCGUCUGGACGCAAACGUGCACCGCGGUCAAACCGAACGCGAAGCAGCGGGGCAAGACGGUCGUGGACCAGUCGUCUUGCCCGAGGUUUUCGGUGGACUGGCGGCCCGGCGGCGGCGGCGAGACGACGAUCGCGAUCUCCAACGACCAGACGGAUUUCGUCGGGUCGCUGAAGAAGAUGUCCAGCCAGGUGCGGUGCCGGUUGGACUCGACCAGUUACGCGGCCGAGGUCACCGACGACGGCCGGAUCAGGUGCGCGCUGGACGCGCCGCCGGUCGGCGAGGGCGGCCGCCACGACGAGGUCGCGGAGUCCAAGAAGUCGAUGGUGCACCUGUCGGUCGUGUUCGCCAGCAACAGGACGCUGCGGUUCGACAACGCGACCGACCACUACCAGCACCGGAACGGGACGCCGGUCGCGUCUUGCUCGCGGUGCCACUGGAACGACGACGGAUACGCGUACUACUGCAUCUGGUGCGGCAGCACAACACCGCCGUUCCAGUACUGCGACAGACGAAAGUACCCCGAGCUCACGUACUCGGCGUUGGACGAGUCCGUGAGGUUCGUCGGCGACCAGUGCGCGCCGGUCAAGAUCGAAUCGUUCGCGCCGACCGGCGGCAAGUGGGCCGGUGGCACCGUGUUGGAAAUCGUGGUCCGCAACCACGAGACGUUGCUCAGAACAAACAUGCAGAGUGCCGGUGUGAACGUUAAGUUGGUCGUCAGAGUGGCCGGUCGUAAAUGCGACACGUCGAAAAACGUAUCCAACAGGAAAACAAUAACGUGCACCCUGUCUCAGCCGAGGGCAUCGGAUUCCGAGGUCUACAGCGGGCCCGUGGAAGUUACGUACUUAGGGUUGCUCGAUAUUAAACUGGUCUCUACCCAGAACUUCAGUUUCUCUGAUUACGUUACAUCAUCAUCGCCGUCGUACUCGUUAUCAGAUCAGUCGUACCCAUCAACGACACCCCUGUCUUCGACUCCAUUUACACCGCCUCCGACGACACUGCCUCCGACCACACCGCCUCCGACCACACCGCCUCCGACGACAUCGCUUCCGACGACACCGCCUCCGACGACACCGCCUCCGACGACACCGCCUCCGACCACACCGCCUCCGACCACACCGCCUCCGACCACACCACCUCCGACAACACCGCCUCCGACCACACCGCCUCCGACCACACCGCCUCCGUCAUCGAACCUGUCGCCACUUCCGGCAUCAACUUCGUCACUACUUCCUUCAACAACCCCGUUACUACCUCCAGCAUCAACUUCAUUGCCGCCUCCUUCACAAACCCAUUUAUUACCUCAGUCAUCGACCUUAGCACCAUCCUCGUCCCCAAUAUCAGUGUCUACCACAAAGUUUCCAGAGAAAGUCAACACAACGGAAGAGGCGUUCAACAUUAAUUUCACCCUUUCUAGAACCGCGCCCGUCCUUUCAACCGUCGUCACUAUCGUGAUGUACGUGUUAUUCAUAAUGGUCUUGUGCGUAGCCCUAUUAUGUCUAAAGAGUCCACGGACAUACGAUCUUUUGACUUUCCGUUUACGCCAGCGGCCCAUGGAGAUGCGACGACUGGAUGAAGACCAGCAGUUGACGCUAAGUGUUGUCGACUUCAACGAGCAUGGCUUGCGAUGAGCCUGCAGAACCUGCGGCGUCAAACAAGAACCAAUCCGUAUAGCGAUAAAGCGAUUAGAUUUUAUCGUUAUUUGUAAUACUAUCUAACAUGUAACCCUUAUUUUGAUUGCUACUAUAUUUCGUCUACUGUAUUUAUUUUGUCAAUUAGUGUUAUUUUUAUUAUAAAAUUAUCACUUUUUUUUUGUACAGUAUACAUUUAAGUUCUUACAGGUAUACAGUAAUAAUUUGUGUAUUUCGAUUUAAUAUUUAUGUUAAUGCAUAUUUUUUCACAUUUUUGUUUGUACUUUUUUUAUGAUAAGUAGGUUAGAACUAAUGUAUAUAAGCCAUAUGCCUAAAUUAUUGAAAUCACCUCUAACAAUCCAAUAUUUUUAAUGUAAAACUCAUCUAUAACAAUGUCGGUAUAA
Molecule: messenger RNA, 2616 nt
Organism: Sipha flava (yellow sugarcane aphid)
Lineage: Eukaryota; Metazoa; Arthropoda; Insecta; Hemiptera; Aphididae
Exons: 3
Coding region: 395-2212 (605 amino acids)
Source: RefSeq, a predicted model, not a curated record